CCCGGCCCGCGGGUGAGGCGGCAGCGGCAGCAGCGGGGCCCCCGCCCUUCUCCUCAGUGCGCCCGGGGAGCUUUGGGCGGCGGCUGCGCUCAGCGGAACGGCGUGCGGCGACUCGAACUCGGCCUCGGUUCGGCGGAUCCCAGAGAUGGCGAAGGACACAAGAGGCACCGUGACAGCCUUCUCUCCUUUUGAUGCCAGAGCUGAUGCAGAAGCUCUUCGUAAGGCCAUGAAGGGAAUGGGGACGGAUGAAGAAACUAUUUUGAAGAUCCUCACCAGCAGAAACAAUUGUCAGCGUCAAGAAAUUGCAUCUGCUUUUAAAACCUUAUUUGGCAGGGAUCUUGUAGAUGACCUGAAGUCUGAACUUACUGGCAAAUUUGAAACACUGAUGGUAUCUUUGAUGAGACCGACCUAUAUUUUUGAUGCUCAUGCCCUAAAGCAUGCCAUCAAGGGAGCAGGAACCAGUGAGAAAGUGUUGAUUGAAAUUCUUGCUUCCAGAACACCUGAGGAAGUGAGGAGAAUUAAGCAAGUUUAUCAACAAGAGUACGAGGCCAGCUUAGAGGAUAAGAUCACAGGAGAAACAUCAGGCCAUUUUCAGAGACUGUUGGUGGUCCUGCUGCAGGCAAAUAGAGAUCCUGAUGGUGGAGUUGAUGAGGGUCUUGUUGAGCAGGAUGCUCAGGUUCUGUUCAGAGCUGGGGAGCUGAAAUGGGGAACAGAUGAAGAAAAGUUCAUUACCAUCUUGGGAACCCGAAGCGUUUCUCAUUUAAGGAGAGUAUUUGACAAAUACAUGACUAUUUCUGGCUUCCAAAUUGAAGAGACCAUUGACCGUGAAACCUCUGGUGAUCUGGAGAACCUGCUCUUGGCAGUUGUGAAAUGCAUCCGGAGUGUGCCUGCCUAUUUUGCUGAAACUCUGUAUUAUUCUAUGAAGGGGGCUGGCACUGAUGAUGAUACCCUUAUCAGAGUCAUGGUCUCAAGAAGUGAAAUUGAUCUAUUGAAUAUUAGACAAGAAUUAAGAAAGAAUUUUGCAAAAUCAUUGCAUCAAAUGAUCCAGAAAGAUACAUCUGGGGACUACAGGAAAGCUCUCCUGCUCCUCUGUGGUGGAGAUGAUGACUGAUCAUGAUGCAUAAUGGCAGCAACGACACAAAGGAUUUGUUGUACUCCAGCUUUGCAGCCCUUUAGAUAGCAUGUCCAGCUAAGGUUUUGUAUCCUAAUGCUUUGUGGCUGUUUGAAUUUAUACUCGUAUUGCAUUUAUUAAAAAAGAGCAUAUCCAAGUGAUAGCUAGUCCCUCCCUUUCUGAUGUCAGUUUCCAGGAAUUUGAAGUGCCUUCUGUAAGUAUGUGAGAGUUGUCUUUAUGGAACACGAGUACUGAGCACAGAACCCAGUUCUUUGCAAGUAUUUUGCAGAAAUAGGAAAAAACCAGAAUUAUGUAUUUUACUAAUAAUUUGAAAUUUUUUUCCUUUGCUUUUAUUCCUUACAUUUCCACUAAAUGUUAAGCUAGCUUUAACAUUGCAGAUGAAGAAAAGAUACCUUUGGCAUGUAAUUUCUGAAUUAAUUUGCUGAACAUAAUACAAACAAUCACUGGAAAUCUAAAGGACCAAUAAAUUUUUUCCCUCUCA
Calypte anna (Anna's hummingbird) is the source of this 1613-nucleotide messenger RNA. RefSeq names its product annexin A5 (gene ANXA5). Gene Ontology annotation, molecular function: calcium ion binding; calcium-dependent phospholipid binding. Gene Ontology annotation, cellular component: cytoplasm. NCBI's taxonomy places the organism in Eukaryota, Metazoa, Chordata, Aves, Apodiformes, Trochilidae. The record is from RefSeq and is a predicted model, not a curated record. The transcript has 13 exons. Gene Ontology annotation, biological process: negative regulation of coagulation. The coding region runs from base 146 to 1111 and encodes 321 amino acids.